UAGUAUGCUUCUUUUUCCAUGUUUAUUAAAUAUUUAUAAUGGAGUUAGUUAUAUGUUGGAGGGAAGACACCAAGGUUGGGAUGUCUAAUAUUCUCCAGACAUGUUAAAGGAUAGUAAUCACAUCCUGAUCCCCCGUGAUUAGAGACUAGUAGUAGUAAGAUGGAAGUAAAGAAGAAUGAAAUUUUUUGAUUAUGAUGUGCAUGUGAUAAUUAGUUGGCAAUGCUAAUUUUCUGUUCAUUUAUUUGUUCUUAAUAAUUAGUUAAUUAAUUGUUAGUCUAAUUAACUAUGGGGUACCGUUAUUAGGUGCCGGCAGCGGCACCAAAUCCGGGACAAUACAUAUGUCUCCCUACAUGGAGUGUUCAUUGAUUUUAUUAAUGGAAUCAAUAUGGGCAAAUUCGAUCGAGCGAGUAACGUUGUAACUCAAAUGGUUAAGGAUUGAAUUACUAACUAAGCUCUCACAUGAAAAUUUUCAUAUUUUAAAUAUUUCAUGAUAUAUCCUACCAUUUUUCAGCAAUCCUUUCUUAACAUAUGAAUACAUUCACUAGUUAUAAUUCGAAUAUCGAGAAGGACGAAGAAAAAAAUUGUAACCCUUUCAGUACUACGCGUAGCUCUACCGCGCGCUGACAAAACAAAAAAAUUUGAAGAAUUGGGCCUAGGAGGGCAUAAUGUGGCACAUGCAUUGAGAGGCUCACAACUUUUUGGCGGCCUAAUGAAUGCAUAGUGGCAUGCCAGGGGUGAUAUAAUUAGUGCUAAUUGCUAUAAUUGUGGCUCUCUUAAUUCUGUGGUUAAUUGUGGGCGUUAGUAGAUAGACCAACUGUUGGUGGGGUCCUAACUAAGACUCCAACUCCAGCCCAUAUGCCAACCGUCCAAGUCCGCGGAACAUAGCCAAAAGCUCACAUGCCAAAUUUUCUUGCCUCUCGUUGGCCGGUCAAGUAGAUUAUCGAUGUUGAUCCAUUCCACGUUUAUUAGUUACUCUUCAAGUGAUUCGAAUUUGGAAAUCUAUUUUUGGUUCACAAUUAGUGGUAUUAUUGAUAGACCAAAUCCUUGUUCACGAAGAAUCUUUAAUAAGGACUUGACAAACUGGGUUCGUGGGGAAAUUCGCAUUCAUUGUUCCUAAGUGGUUCGGUUUAGAUUUUGUGUCAUUGUUGUGUAGGUUUUGACUGUGUGAGCUGAUUGCUUGUAGGAGAGUAGUGUAUGUUCACCGUGCAGAGCUGGUCCGGUCCACCGAGUACAUGUUCUUUGGAUCAAAGCCUUGUGAUCAUGUCGGUUUGUUUGUGUCCUUUCCGUUUAAUGAAUCAUCGCCAUUAUUUUUAAAAAAAAGGGGUUCGUGGGAGAUUCAAACACAAAACCUCUCGAUCGUGCUCUUUAUCAUAAACCAAUUGGUUCCAGUAACUGGUGGGAGAUGUUGAGUUAUGAAUCUUAUACCAUUAUACCCUCAAGUUCGCUCCCUCCCAAGUGGCUUGAUUUCAUUGGGCCGGCCGAUGUAGGGUGGGCCGGCGCCGGCGGCCGGCCGGUGUGGUUUAAAAUUGGUAUGCCGUGGUAAAAUUGGGUGUAAUGGGAGUAUGAGGAAUAUGGUAACGGUGGUGGUGGGACAUGUUAUCCCAUGUGCAUGCAUGUGCGCUGUCUUUCUUUCUUCUUCCUCUUCUUCACCACGGUGGCUCCCCACCACCACAGCCACAGCCAGGCCCCCUCUCUUUCCUUUCCUUCCUCUCCAAAUAAAUCCCACGCUCCCUUUUCCUUUACUUCCUUCCUUUCCUCCCACAUUCUCCCCUCUCUCUCUCCUUCCCUCUCUCUCUCUCUCUCUCUCUCUCUACAUUUCUGAUCCUCAGAAGAAGAAUAAGAACUCUCAGUUCUACCUGUAUUAAACAAGAAGGAGAAGGAGGAGAGAAUUCAAUAUAUCUCUCUAGCUUUGGUCAUAUGAUUUCUUACCACUAGUUCACUUUCCUCUUACUCAUCAGUUUCUCCAAAGGAUACAUCAAGGUGAGACUAGCUAGUUUGUUUACAUUUCAAUUUUACUUGAGUAUAUAUAUCUUGAUAUAUAGUUAGCUUCUCAUCAUCCAUAUUGUGAAAUGCGCUUACCAAACCCUAUAUAGCUUAGCUUAGAUAAUAGCAUCGUUCAUGUGUUGCUCUCUUUUUCCUUCUAUGUCUUCCUUUCUUCCAUGUAUGUAGUAUGAAGUCUUGAAUCAACAAAGAUUGAUGAUACACAUCUCUCUCUCUCUCUUUAAUCCGGUUCAUUAAUGGUCGUUUCUGACAAAACAAAAUAAAAUAAUGUCAUUUUCAAGAUUUUGGUUGUACUCGUUUUGAUAACUCAAAAACUGCUUUAAAUACCGGUUAAUUUCUUCGCUUUUGAAUGGUUAACUUCUUCCUUCGAACGCUCUAUCGUUAGAGAAAAUAACCAAACUUUCUUUUCAGUUUCAAUGCAUUGUUUCUUGUGGUAGUUAUACGGGCAAUAUUUGCUCUAAAGUUCGAAAAUGAAUCGACUGUUCGGAUUUUGUUUUCGUGUUAGUGGGUUGAUGGGAAAAAAAGUUCCACCUUAUCAUAUCUAUAGCUAAUUUUGCUAAUAAUUAUCUCUUUUUUUUUUCUUGUGUGUUGGAUAGAGAAUUGCAUUCCCUUAAUUCAAAAAGGAUGCGUCCUCCUCCCAACUCAUCAUCAUUCAAGCGCGAGUUCCUCAAGAAAUGGCUACUCGCACUCCAACUAUGCAACCACAACAACAACAUUAACAAAAACGACGUCGUAAAGAGAAAGAACACGAUCAAGCUCUCCGCCGAAAUCGCCAUGGCCUCCGUCAGAAACGGCGCCACGUGCUGGAGCCGGGCCCUCAUCGCCAAACACUCCUCCUCCUUCCACGUCACCACCAAACCCCGCCACAUGCCGCCGCCGCCGCCACGUCACUACAAGAAGAGGGUCCGGUGCAAGAAGAUCAUAAAGCGGAGCCGGAGGUGCUGCCACAAUAGGUCCGCCGCCGCCGCCGUGGUGAGGAGGAAGACGGCGGUGCUGAGGAAGCUGGUCCCCGGCGGGGAGUUGAUGGACGACGAGGCGUCGUUGAUAAGGGAAACCCUAGACUACGUGAUGUCACUCCGGGCUCAGGUCGACGUCAUGCGGAGGCUGGCUAGAGCUAGCGAUUGUGUCGCGAUGUGUAAUAUUGUGUAAUGAAAGAGGGAACUCAUUAAGUUAUUAAUUCUCUUAGUGGGUUGUUUGAUGAUAUAUAAUUAUAUAUGUUAUUGUUAUUGUUUAUCAUUAUAGAAUAUGUAAUAUAUAUAUGUAGCUAUAGUUAUCGUUUUGGGGAAGAAAGAUCAUAUGAGAAAUGGAAUGGAAGAAGAGGCUGGAGCUAUAUAUACCUUAAAAUUAAGGGCAUGUACAGUCUACAUAUGAAGCAUAUAUAUAUAUAUAUAUAUAUAUGGUGGCGUCUUCGGUGCACCCACUUUUUUGGGUGCAUUCAGUGCACUCACUUCAUAACCGUCAUUUUAAACAUGAGAUUCAUGUCAAAAUGAUGUCAAUCAUCACUUAUGAUGUGAUGAACAAUAACGCACAUGAAUUUGCACAAAAACCAUUGAAGAUUUACUUUAAUUUGAAGGAUUUAGAGUUUGGAGAUUUAGGGUUAGGGUUAGGGUUUACAAUUUGGGGUUUAGGGAUAGAACUCAAAAUUGGAGGUCUAGGGCUUAGGGUAAUCCGCUAAUUAGUUGUUAUCCUAUGUUAUCAUCAUAUUACACUAAUUCUACAAAUUAAAAUUCAAAAUCCGACACCUUAAGACUAGUUUUUGAGUUGGGUGCAUUGAACGCACUCAUUUUUAUGAGUGCAUCAAAGUAGUCACCUAUAUAAAUAUAUAUUAUGAAUUUUGAUUUAUAUAUGUCUCAAGGAAGUAUUUGCUAAUAGAGCCGUCUGUUGCGUAGAUUUUGAAUUUGAAUUCUCGUGGUCAUCUAUCUAAGUAAAUGUUAUGGAUGGUGAUACCCCAAGAUUUGGUUGGAUCACAUUCUUCCUACCUCUUUAAUCGUCAAAGGUCUAUUGAAUAUUCAACAUUAGGGUUAUUAGGUCAUGUUGUAUAUGAGGUUAGUUAUGUCAUGGUUUGUUUAGUAAGAUUGACUAUAUAUGAUUCCUCUGAAGUAUACGGCCCCUGUGAUCUAACACAGCAUCAUGUUAAAGUAUGUGUCUUUGCGUGUUGAUCUUUUCUGCCUAUAUAAUAUCGCUUCAGAGAGAUCGAUCGGCAGUCUGAACACUAAGUACGUACUAUGUUUUGUACAUGUUUAAGAAAAUUAUUACAUACAAGUCUUAAGUAAUAAGUAACCUCCAAAAUUCAAACUUUUAGCGAGUAGGAUAUCUCAAAAUCUCCAUUAGUAAUUAACCGGGGAUAGUUGGAUGACACAUGCACAUUAUUAACUUGGCUAAGGGGUUGAUGUAUUUGUGUACCAUGUGUAGUGAAAUCAUGGAAAACAAAACGUUAGGAGGAUUUCAAAAUCCAAUUACCCAUUUGGACCAAUAGCUCUUAUAGCUAGGCAUUAUAACAUUAUUGAAGCACAUAAUGGAAGGUCGAAAAUGCAUGGUGGUAUAUGCAUUAUGGUGGUAGUGGUCGUGACAUAAGAUAGAACAAUGAAAGGUUUGUUUAUUGGUUUCUAAUGCUUUCUCUAUAACAGAAACCGGUGAAAGGGCCAAAGGGGGCAAAAAACCGUCACCAAAAUAUGUUUAUGUGAUCAGAAAGAGAGAGAGAGAGAGGGCUUCUCCUAUUUCCUAACAUGGUUACAUGAAUUCAUAUCGUGUGAUGGUGACAAGAGAUGGAGAGGUACGUGAAGAAAUAACAAAGUGGGGAUUAUCAAUGUAUCCAUGUUAAAUUGCACGUAAUGACAUAAUCCCUUCUCAUGUGCCAUUCCAAUGAAAAAAUUGAAUGUGU
This is a messenger RNA of Linum trigynum, 4882 nucleotides long. Lineage: Eukaryota; Viridiplantae; Streptophyta; Magnoliopsida; Malpighiales; Linaceae. The record is from the annotation of a GenBank genome assembly.